AUGGAUCAGGCAAUUGGAAUCAGAUCUGUCGAGAAUGGGAGUAAAGUGACAAAAUUCUCAUUUGUAGGUGCAAGUGCAAGAUCCAGAGCAGGUUGUCUAUCCUGCCGAAAGAAAAAGAAGAAAUGUGAUGAAGUAAAGCCUAACUGUGGGUUGUGUGUAUUACGCAAGUCUCUGUGUAUUUGGCCAGAAAGGGCCACCUCUAAAAAGGAUAAAAUGACCGAUCAUAUAAGACAAGAUAAUGUACUGUCCAAUAGUUUCGAGAUUAAAUCGGAUCAACGCAGUAAGGAUUCAAUAUCGAUUGAGACCUUAACUGGAAGUACUCUAAUCAUAGAAGAUGAUACGGAAUCUAGCUAUACACUAGGGCCAGUAAUACCCGUGACCUCAAAUAUAAAUCCUUUAUCAGAACCAGUUCUUGCAACAACUACAAAUGCCGCUGCAGCUACCACCACUGCUACCACUUCUGAUCGGAAAUCAUCAACCAGCUCAACUGGAAAUAUUCCAAGAAUACAGGAGUUUCAUUCAGGAAAUCAUUCGAAAAGAUCUUCGAUAAAUAAACUGGCGCCAGUACCUGUCAUGGAUACUACGCCGGAUCGCAGAUCUUCUACUGCUUCGCUUGACAUAAAAUGGAGAGAUAAUGAUGAAAUUCAAUGGAAUAUACCCAAUAAAGAGAAAGUGUUGCCCCUUUUAGACGAUCGUAAGAAGGUUGUAUUUGGAAAGUAUUUGAUAAUUGCUCAAACAAUGUCUAUUGUGGGCAACUCAAACAAUUUCUUUUUAGGGCUACUUGUGGAUAUGGCAUCAAAAAAUCGAUGUGUUCUCAAUGCAAUCCUCACAUGGGGUGGCAUGUCCAUUGGUGGGAGUAUGGAAGGGGUGUAUCGAAGGAUUAAUUUAAGAGAAACUUUAGAAUUGAUCAAAACUGAUCUCAAAGUUAAACCAACGAGAAGUGAGUAUAUUUACUAUCUUGCAAGUUAUCUCAUCUUAGUAGAUGCGGAAGUCUGUACGGGAGAUGUCAAGAACUGGAAAAUAUAUUUUGAUAUGGCUCUUGCGGUGAUGAAAGAUAUGGGCCUUUACCAAGAUCUAAUAAGCUCAGUCCCUACAAAUAUUCUGCUAGAAGAAAAAUGUUUAGCGAUAAAGUUCAUUCAUUAUGACAUUCUAUCGUCCAUGGCCAAUGAAAGGAAAACUAUAUUCCCUUCGAGCCUCCUUAUGAAUCAAUUCCAAGGUGUAGAUACCCUUCAAGGAUGUCUCAAGCCAAUCCUUUCGCUCUUAGCAGAAGCGAUUAAUCUAGGAGUCGAAGCUAGACAAAAAUAUAAACUAUUGGAGGAUCCAGGAAAAAUCAAUAAUUGGAAAACAACUUCUGAAAUGAAUAGAAUAGUGGCAUUGGCCGGAGAAUUGGAUGCUAAAAUGACAGUAUCUAAACCAAGACCAGAAGAUUUGGAUUUGAUUCCCAAGAAAUAUUUAGAAACUCAUUUAUCAUUGUAUGAAUUAUUCCAAUUUGCCUCACAAAUAUAUUUACGCGUGGCGGUAAGAAGAUACCCCCCUACAAUCCCUGAAGUACAAAUAUUACUUUACAAGAUCAUAAACUUGUUGAAGUUUCUUAUAAGGUCUAAAAUUAAAAGUUCUAUCAAAUAUCCAUUUUUAAUCGCUGGUGUAUGCUGCGUAUUUGAAUGUGACAGAGUGAAGUUAAUGGGUCUACUAGAGGAAUAUCAAGAACAACUUCCAAGCCAUCAUAGUAUCCCACGCAUUAAAAGUUUAAUAGAGGAACUGUGGAAAGUGAACCCGGAAGGAUUGUUGUGUUUGGACUGGUACGACAUAUCGUCUAGUUUCGGUUGGUCAUUGUGCCUAUUCUAA
Molecule: messenger RNA, 1845 nt
Organism: [Candida] anglica
Lineage: Eukaryota; Fungi; Ascomycota; Pichiomycetes; Serinales; Debaryomycetaceae
Source: the annotation of a GenBank genome assembly